CGCAGACACUUUUUCUUUCUUUUUUUUUUUGGAAGCAGGAUGACAGCUGAAGGGCUCCUGGAGGCAUCGCGGCGCGGUCUCUAACAUUUACAACGGCAAUUAGGGACUUUAAGGACAGUUUUCAGCCUGUUGGAGUGUUUGUUUUUGGUCACAGGACGUACCGUUGCGGAUAUUUUCUUCUUUUUUUCAGCCAGAGAGGACAGAGUAUCCGGAUGUGGCGGCAGCAGCAGCAGUAGUGUUUGGUUUUCGCAUGGCGUAGACACCUUUACUAAAGCACCAAAUUCUUCAUGUUCGGAGGGUGCGAGGAGGCCCUCGGGUCUGCUGCUUUAUUUUGCUAACAUUAAAUAUAGGCCUAAUUCUAAAUCAUAAAACAGUGUGGCGAAUUUUCCAAGGCGAUGGUUGUGCAGUAGAUCGAGAGAGAGAGGAGGAAAAAAAACACGUUUUGACUUCUUCAUUGUUGUGACUGUGGAAGAGAUCAAUCCAGCAGGAACAAACACUUUUAAUUUCCUGUCGUAAAACUCCACAGCGUUUUCAAAGCUUCUACAGGGGGAGAAGAAAAGGGGGAUCUUUUUGUCUUCUGUGUUCAAACCCCUCUGAGGAUCAGAAAACCUUCAGGAUGACAAGCUGCACUCCAGCCGACAUGAUAAAUCUGCGGCUAAUUUUAGUCAGUGGGAAGACAAAAGAAUUCCUGUUCUCUCCAAAUGAUUCGGCUUCAGACAUUGCCAAACAUGUCUAUGAGAACUGGCCGAUGGACUGGGAGGAAGAGCAGGUCAGCAGUCCGAACAUCCUGAGGCUGAUCUACCAAGGCCGCUUUCUUCACGGCAACGUAACGCUAGGAGCUCUCAAACUGCCCUUGGGGAAGACCACAGUGAUGCACUUAGUUGCCAGAGAGACUUUGCCCGAGCCAAAUUCCCAAGGUCAGAGGAAUCGAGAGAAAACCGGGGAGAGUAACUGCUGUGUCAUUCUGUAAACACACGCCUCUGCCUUCAGCCCUUCAUCAGAACCGUCAUCUUGCUCACCCUCAGUGUAACGUCCUGGACGUAACAAGCUUGUCCCCUGGAAGCUCCCCACACUGGAUUUGCUCACAGACAAAUGCGCUCGCUCUCUCUCUCUCUCUCUCUCUCUCUCGUUUCUGUCAAUUGCUCACAUACAUAGAAAGACAGCAGGUGCUGAUCUAGGACACAGAAUGGGCACUGAGAUAUUGAUUGACACAUUGUAACUAAAAACUAGUGAAAAAGAAUUACAUUUGCAUGUAUUUUUCUUUGUUUGCACACCUCAUGAAACUGUCACACGCAUAUGUGUAUAAUACCUCUCGCCAUCCUCAGCUGGUCUUCUAUAUUGACGGUUUUGAGCUGGUUGUCAUGGUAAUACUGUGCCCAGGUUUGUGUGUGGCCUUGUGUUUUAUUUGUUAUUGUUGAGAUUACACACUAACAGCUCCACAUCCAACCACACACACACCUUUGUGAUCUCUGAUGGUCCAGUGGAUGAAGCUUAGACAGGCCCAAUUAGAAAACUCAAACCUGGACACACAAAUUCACAAUCUCACACACACAUCCUUUUUUUUUAAUGCCCUCCUCUGAAUGUGCCCUUAAAGUGCACAAUAGAGAAAUACAUUUUUGUAUAUUUGUUGGGAGAGUGCUUUACAAACAAACAAAUGCAAAAUCCUCUUCAUGCUUCAGCCAAUCAAAACCGAGCAAACAAACAAGCAGCCAGCGUUGGUCUUUCAGGUCAUUUGUUUGUCCAUGACUUUUGACCGAUCAGUGUUGUGAUUUAUCAAACACCAUUUUUAGAUUUCUUUCCUCGACAUUGCACCAUCCCCUUCCCAUAUUUUGCAUCUGUUCGAGAAAUAAGGGAAGAAAAUUCCUUCUAACCGCUGCUGCCCAUACAGGACAAAUUAACUUGGGAUCAUGAUAACACCCACCCCACCACCCCUGGUUUUGUCUUAAUGUUUCCUCUCUCUAAUCUGUUUCUGCAUUAAUAAAUUAAUUUUGCACAACUGAAGCAUGUGCAUCAUCAUCAUCAGAUUAAUACAGUGUAUAAAAACAUGUUUUACUUUGUAUUUUGGAAGUAAUGAUCCAAACUAAGGUAACAUGUAGACUAUAUUUAAUAUGAAUCUUAUCUAGAACUGAUGACUCUAGAACUUGUUGAUAUACAGUAUAUUGGUGUUUAGUCUGAUUGCGUGUAUGGUUAGCUUCUAGCCAGUUCACGGUCACUCGCUGACCACGUUCUUGUGCUUAAUAGCAGCAAAACCUAAUCAUCCACUGACUGGAUUUUCAUUUUCUUCUUUUCUGCUAUUUCAUUAUUUGUUUAUAAUUUAAUGUAAUCCUUUUUUUUCUUUAAAGAAUUGCUUUGUAACAGCAGUAGGUCUUUAAAAAUAUUGUUUAUAUCAAUCAGGGUUCAAAUCUGUACAGAGAAUUCAAACAAAUGUAAAUAGCUCUCUAAUGCUCCCUGUACCCCCUCCAAACUUCAAAUAGAGUACAUCUGUAAACUAAAUAAAGGUUAUUGAAGUGCA
Messenger RNA from Thalassophryne amazonica, 2512 nucleotides. RefSeq names its product ubiquitin-like 3a (gene ubl3a). The transcript has 5 exons. NCBI's taxonomy places the organism in Eukaryota, Metazoa, Chordata, Actinopteri, Batrachoidiformes, Batrachoididae. The record is from RefSeq and is a predicted model, not a curated record. Bases 617 to 970 code for a protein of 117 amino acids. Gene Ontology annotation, molecular function: protein binding.